CAGAGGACUCUUUCACCAGUCACCACAAACAAAGAGUUGCCAUUUCCAUAACCUUUAAAGUCAUAGAUUUCAGAUAAAGAUUGAGUUGAAGAUGACUACCAAGAUUUGGAUCAAUCUCAUCAUCUUAUGUUUACUAAAAGCAGCCUCAUCCCUCUCCGGACCCGCAGAGGUGAAGAGUGCAUUUGGUGAAACAGUCCACGUCUCCUGCCAGUAUCACCAGUUCAACAGGGACAAGGUCAAAAUCUGGUGCAGGGGUUAUCACUGGUAUUUCUGCACAGUUAUCAUUUGAUCUGAUCAACCUAAACAUCUGACCAGUGAUGUUCAGAUAUUGGAUGAUAAAAACCUUGGGUUAUUCACAGUCAGUAUGAAAGGAGCAACAGCUGAGGACAGUGGCUGGUACUGGUGUGCAAUUGAAAGAGCCAGCAGAACUUUGACGUUUCGUCUUCGGCUGACUGUCUCCGAGUGGCUUGUAUCUCGGCUCAAAACAGAAACCGCAAAACAGUACAACGAGACCUCAACUUCCCCAACAACGUUGACAACACCACGGUCCACACCUUGUAUGACUCAAACAACAGGUCUCAUAUCUGCUACAAGCAAUUCAACAAGUGUGACAGUGUCCUUGGAUCAAGAUGAUCUGGUGUGGAAAGUAUGGAGAGUACUGCGCUGGAUGCUCUUCCUCUUCCUCUUCCUGUGUCUGCUCCUUGUUCUCUUCAGUAUACGAUGCCAUCGCUGAUAUUUGUACCAUUGCUGCCGAUACAUCGCUUGCCUCAGUGUGUGCUACAUUUUCCCCAAAUCAAAAUGUACCAAAUCAAAAUCGUUGAGAAUAUUGUUUGUUUUAAUUUAUGAAGCUAAAACAUUCAAACAUGCACAUAUAUAUUAAUAAUAAGCAAAUACAUUGAGGUCAUAACAUGUUCCGAGAGAUAUGAAUGUGUAGAGAAACAAUACUAAAGAUGUUGGAUCUUAAUUUGAACCAGUUUGCAGGAAAAUAAUCCUGCAGCAACAGAAAAUGUGAAUUAUUAUGUGGAUUUGUCACGUUCUGACCUUAG
This is a messenger RNA of Oncorhynchus tshawytscha (Chinook salmon), 1046 nucleotides long. Its product is annotated as CMRF35-like molecule 3. The record is from RefSeq and is a predicted model, not a curated record. Lineage: Eukaryota; Metazoa; Chordata; Actinopteri; Salmoniformes; Salmonidae. The transcript has 4 exons.